This is a messenger RNA of Mastomys coucha (southern multimammate mouse), 231 nucleotides long. Its product is annotated as WAP four-disulfide core domain protein 18-like. Gene Ontology annotation, molecular function: peptidase inhibitor activity. Gene Ontology annotation, biological process: innate immune response; antibacterial humoral response. Lineage: Eukaryota; Metazoa; Chordata; Mammalia; Rodentia; Muridae. The coding region runs from base 1 to 231 and encodes 76 amino acids. The record is from RefSeq and is a predicted model, not a curated record. The transcript has 2 exons. Gene Ontology annotation, cellular component: extracellular region.
AUGAAAACAGCCACAGUCUUUGUUCUGGUAGCUUUGAUUUCCAUGAAGAUGAAUAUUGCCUCGGCUCUGUCUAAUUCCAAAACAUUCGAAAAACCUGGAGCUUGUCCUCAGCUACCCCCAGGCACUUUUGGAAUUUGUGUGGAGCGAUGCUCAGGAGAUGGGUCAUGCUCUGGCAAAAUGAAGUGCUGCAGCAAUGGCUGUGGUCAUGUCUGCAAACCUCCUGUCUUUUAA